UACGGCGACCAGUCAGUACGCCGCGCGCCGCCGAUCGAGGCGUUUGUAUACGUGCGUCACGGGCCAUUGUCUCGCAACUUAAAACAUACAAGUGCAUACCGACUCAUAACCCGUAUAUUUUCGGAGAGUGCCCACUAUUUAUACCGUGUAUCGGAGCGAUUCCCAUCCUGGCUUACGUUCCUCGCAAAUGCGGGCUUUGGACAUCUGUGAAGAGAAAAAUAAAUAUAGCGAUCCGAAGCAGAAGGAGCGCGAGGCGCCUGCGUGGCGUCCACCUCACCGCGCACGCUGAUGACAAAAUAAAUUGUGAUGCUGACACGUACAGGACCCUAUAGGAAAUUGCGUCCUAGAGGACGACGGAGGACGUUGUAGCACAACAACUAGUUACAUAUUAAGUGCAAGUGCCUAAAUUGUUAUAAUAAUGUUGGGGAACCGACGUAACUUUAUCUUUAGAGUGAGUAUCGUCAUCAAUAUUGCCGUGCUUUUGUACGCGGCGCUGCAUCUCUCCGGCAAUGGUACGCCCGGAGUGGAAUGGGUACCUAUCACAGUCGACGGUUCCGAAAGGACCGCAGAAUUUCGAUACCUCAACAGAGACGAGGUGCGGAAUGAAACGGAAACUAGACCAAUCGAAUCGAGUGUUAAAAACAUUGAAGAAUCUACUUCUCAAAAAACGCCUUCAACGAUGGCGACAACCAAUAAAACGGCAUCGAGCACGGCAUCGAUUGCAGAAUUAGAGAAAAAACUACUUAGUAUAGUGCCAUCAGAACCAGAAACGACCAAUGAAACGAUACUCGAUAUUGUCGACGAGAACGCCUUGACUGACGCGACUCUAGCGCGGCUACGGACGCUCCUCGGCUGCAACGAGAAAGAUUUCCUUCCUCAAACUAUACAAAGAGGUGACUUUUGGGUGUUGAAAAAUUAUGUGCGCGCCGACCAUGGAAUAAUACUGUGCCAUGAAACUAUAACCUACACUACACACGCUGGUUUCGAGUUCCUGGACAACGUGCAGCCUCUCGUUGAAAGAUGGAUGGCACCAGUAAGUCUGGCUAUACACGCGCCGGGUGCUGACUUGGCGCCUACCGUGGACAGCAUCAGAUAUCUCCGUGAUUGCCUCAACAACGAUCUCAUCAGACAAUACGUCACUUUCCAUGUCUUCUUCUCUAACAAGCAUAUACCUAGUAAGAUUCCAGACCCAGAAACCUUUCUCUUGACACCGUUUAAUUGUACAAGUCGACCUCCGUACAAUGUGAACGCGUCAUCAACGUAUAUGAAGUCCAAGAGUUUACUGUACCCAGUAAAUGUGGCUAGGAACGUCGCUCGGGAUUCCGCUUUAACUCACUUUAUACUACCAUCAGAUAUAGAGUUGUAUCCAAGCCCGAAUCUCAUACCUCGCUUCUUGAAUAUGAUCGCUAGAAACGCGAAGCCGUUAAACUCCACCAAGCCGAGAGUAUUCCCGAUAAGUAUCUUCGAAGUAGACGCUAAAGUACAAGUGCCGUCUACUAAAACGGAACUGCAAGCUAUGUUGGUGAAGAAAACGGCCAUCCCCUUCCACAAGUAUGUUUGUCCAAACUGUCACAAUAUACCACAGGGACAGCAAUGGAUGAAUGCAGCCGAAACUAGCCAAAUGGACGUAUUCCACGUUGGCAAGCGACGCGGCAAAUACGUCCACUGGGAGCCAAUCUUCAUCGGCACUCACCAAGACCCUUACUACGACGAGCGGCUCAGCUGGGAGGGGAAGAAGGACAAGAUGACUCAGGGUUACAUCCUCUGCGUGAAGGAUUAUGACUUCAUGAUACUGAACAACGCGUUCCUCAUCCACAAGCCCGGAAUCAAGCAUUACGCCAAGAAUCCCAAGAGGGACGCGAUCGCCGGCCGACAGUCGAGCUUUGUUAAAAACGUCAUAAUGCCUGAACUCAAGAAACUCUAUGGCGUCAGAAAUGGAUGUGCAUUGUGAUCUAUAUACAGAUUAAAAAUUACGCACAACAAAAUUGCGCACUACACAAAUUAUAGAAAAAUGACUUGAGUUCGUAACCUUUGCCCUGGUUGGAAUACUAAAACGUAACGAAACAUAUCAUAUUAAAAAUAAGACGUAUUCGCUUUCUACGGUAGCAAUUAAUCUUAUAGAUUUUGUACUCAUUAUAUCUUUUGCGGACAUGUAUUCGAUAAGUGCCUAAUUAGUGAAUGUAAUGACCAAAAAUUGACUUCCUGACUCACACGUGUAUACCGUCUUUUUCUAAAUACAUAAUCUGUCCAAAUUGAUAAGUAUUUAGAAUUUAAUAUUUCAAAAUUAAGUCAUAUUUGGUUAAAUAAAUAUUAGUUAGGGCCUGUCCCACCACUGUCU
Papilio polytes (common Mormon) is the source of this 2338-nucleotide messenger RNA. Its product is annotated as beta-1,4-glucuronyltransferase 1. Lineage: Eukaryota; Metazoa; Arthropoda; Insecta; Lepidoptera; Papilionidae. Bases 419 to 1951 code for a protein of 510 amino acids. The record is from RefSeq and is a predicted model, not a curated record. The transcript has 7 exons.